Molecule: messenger RNA, 2930 nt
Organism: Rhopilema esculentum
Lineage: Eukaryota; Metazoa; Cnidaria; Scyphozoa; Rhizostomeae; Rhizostomatidae
Source: RefSeq, a predicted model, not a curated record
GACCUGAGAGAUGCAACAGCAACAACACAAACCAAAAUGUCGGACACGGAGGGAAAUUUGAAAGCUCACGAAAACCUUCCAUUUAUCCGAAUUCGAAGCGACUGGCAAGAUGGAAUAAGAAAAGGUGAAAAAGUUUGGAUCUCCUGUCAUGUUCAAGGUAAAAAGCCUAUUUAUGGAAAUAUUUUGUCAAAUGGAGCCAGAAAUUAUUCAGACAUGCACAUAGAAGUUGACCAUAAUGAUUUCACAGCUGAGCUUCUCUCUACUGUAAUAAUCAAAGUUUCCUCUGUAAGUCAAAAUGUGUCAAGUGUGUUCCAUGCACCAUUUUCAACCUUCAGGAACCUCCACAAGAAGGCUGUUAGGUGUGUUGAUGUGUCCCCUGGUGGAGCUCUUGGGAUUUCUUCAAGUGAUGAUGGAAGUUUGAAUAUCUGGAAUACUUCUGAUGGUGUAGUUAGGCGAUGUCUAGAGGGACACAUCAGCGAUGUGACACACUGCAGGUUCUUUCCCUCUGGGGUUGUAGCCUUGAGUGGAGGCAUUGACAUGAGACUGAGGAUCUGGUCUGUUGAGAAUGGAUCCUGCCCUAGGGUUCUAGUCGGACACAGUGCAGCAAUAACUGAUACAGCUAUUAUUGACAAAGGGAAGACUUUUGUAUCUUGCAGCCGAGAUGGAACUGCAAAACUUUGGGACUGUGGCGAAGGGAAAUGCAAGCAAACGCUAGUCGAUACACAGUGCGUUAUUAACUCUUGUGCUCUUGAGGCUUGCAAUCCAGGAAUCUUUAACGACCAGACCCCUAUGGAAGGUACUGGUGAAGAUGGUUUGGGUGGCAGAGCUUUACUGAUCGCAAGGGAAGAUGGGAUACUAGAAGCCAUUGACAUUCAUAGCGGUACACAGAUCUUCCGGUCUAAUUGUCACUCCGCAAUUAACUGCUGUGAUUUUGUCAACGAACACCAAAUUAUUGGCGGAUGCGAAAAUGGAACAAUAUUUUGUUUUGACCUGAGAAAUGGGGCAUCGGCAUCUUCAACAUAUUCAAUGGGAGAGUCUUCAGUUCACCAUUUAAAAGUGCAUAACAAUAAGAUUUUUGUAGCCCGAGGCGACGGUUCUUUGCAAAUCUACAAUCCAUUUGAGCAGAAUGUGAAGGAAACAUUGCAGCUUACUGGACCAGACGACGAUCCUAUUUAUAGAUUUUGUUGCUAUGGGGAAGAUGUAUACUCUGCUUGCAGAGACGGAGUGAUAAGGAAAUAUUGCUUGGAUCCGACAAAAUGGCAAUUUCAUGUAUGAUUGUAUUGACUCAUGGCUGUAUUGGAUACAAUGGGAGUUUGUUUCGAGGAUGGAAAUACAAUUUGGUUCCAGAAGAUAUCUACAUUCAUGACAUGUUUUGAAAGACUGCUUUUAAGGAUAUGCAUAAGAUUGACUAUUUAACACAGUAACAACUAACCUAGCAAUCAUUAUUUUCCUUUCACCAUGACCUAUAUGAUGCACUGCUGACACAGAUGUUAGUCAACUAUAGGAAUCUUUAGCUAUAAAUAUUUUCUUAUCCGACAGUCAAGCUAAAUGUUUCAUUGCAAAAGAUUUUGCUUCAGAAUUCAUUAUCUAUUGUUACCUUCUCUGGAAUUGUUGCUACAUACAUAAAAUUUCUGAGAGAAAGUAGACAUUUUUAUAAGGUUGUUAUUCUUUUAUCAAGUUAUUGUACAGCAUGAGAAAUGUCAAAAAACAGUUUGCUGACAUCUUUCACAGUCACUGCCUGCGUUUUGUUCUGAUUCAGGUUUUCAAAAACAAAUUGACAAAGAUUGACGGCUGGGUGAGUUAACCUCUGUUAAAUAACUUAGUUGUCGUUUUAAAGGGAUGGAUGAAACAUGGCUAGGUCUUUUCCAAGCAUGGCAUCUUUAGCAUGGUGUAUUGAAUGUUGCGCGGAUGUAAAACUUAAUGAACCUGCGUUUAACAGGUAAUAUGCUUCUAGAGAGAAAAUUAUUUUCUUACUUUCGUGGAAAGAGAGAGGUUUCGUUAAUUGUUUGAAAUGUCAACAGGUCACCGUGGCAGAGACGGAUACCAACCCCAUUCCACAAGAAAAGCUCCUGUCAAUAGGCUUUCUCCCUUUAAAAAGCGUUUACAGUUGAUAUCAACCACUUUUAGUAUUAGAUUUAGUAAUGUUUGACCACAGCCAGCCACGUCAACCAUUGUAAAGUAUGUGACACCCCUCUUGUUGCAAAUACAAAUGCACUUUUUAUUGUACUCAGGUAUUUAUCUAAAAAGAUUUUCAAAAGGCACCAAAAUAAAAGUUUUGAAUUGUCAAAGCAGCUAACGAUAAAAGCUAUAAAAGUUUCUGGUCAAAUUUGAAAUUGUCAAUGCGAUAAAUGUUUUUAGAAUGUGCAAUUUACCUUUUAAUUGUUUUUAGCUUCCUGCUAUAUUAGCUAAUAUGUAUUAUACAGAAAUAUGUGUCAAUUUUUUGAUACCCUUUUACCCCUAUUCCCGAAUUCUGCGACUCUAGUCCGAUUUUUACACUACUCUCCCCUGGCAAGUUAGGAUCGUAAUCGUGAACGCUCCUUCACAGAUGACCCAUGUCUUUAUCGCUUAACUUGGUUGCAAAGGGACAUUUUGAAUAUGACUGAAAAUUUGUUGGAGAGACGUGUCUAGAUUCGUAUUUUUACGAGAAAUCGCAUCAUUUGCAAAGACUUACAGACAAAAUUUUCAUCUCAUGGUACUUUGCAGCAUUUAAUCAAAACUAUCUUAAAUCAUGGCUGCAUCGUGUAAGCUACAGUUUCAUUCUAGCUUUUCUCGUGACACCCUUUUCACUCAAUUUUCUUCAUCCAAUAAGAGCCGCUAAUGUUCAUACAUCCGAAUUCCUUAUGCGAUGUGAAAAAACUUCGUUGGUUUUAACUGGUCAUGUUCAAAAGAUGCAAAAUUUGAAAGCCAAAGGACCUUCGAACACACCCCUG